Messenger RNA from Daucus carota subsp. sativus, 1726 nucleotides. RefSeq names its product probable polygalacturonase. Bases 116 to 1579 code for a protein of 487 amino acids. Gene Ontology annotation, molecular function: polygalacturonase activity. Gene Ontology annotation, biological process: carbohydrate metabolic process. The transcript is spliced from 6 exons. Lineage: Eukaryota; Viridiplantae; Streptophyta; Magnoliopsida; Apiales; Apiaceae. The record is from RefSeq and is a predicted model, not a curated record.
AACAAAUAAACGUCAAAAUUACAAAUUAUUUGGUUAUAUAUAUGAACCGAACAACACUUGCAACCUAUCUAAGCCAGUCCAACAAACUAACAACCAAACUGGCCUAGCCUUUCCCAUGGAGGCUUCAUCAAAUCAUACAAGAAAUCAAGUGAUGGACAUAUUAAUAGUUAUAGUAGCAUGUGUAAUUGUGCUAAGUGCAAGAAAUGUUGAGGCACGCACAGGCCAUCAUCACCAUCGUGCAACAAAAUCACAGUGCAUUCAGUAUUCAGCAAUAAGCUGCAGAGCUCACAGUGCUUCGAUAACGGAUUUCGGAGGAGUAGGCGACGGAGUAACAUCGAAUACAAGGGCUUUUCAGGCAGCUAUUGAUCAUUUAAGUCAGUUUGAGCUGCAUGGUGGAUCACAGCUCUUUGUACCUCCUGGAAGAUGGUUAACUUCUAGCUUCAAUCUCACUAGUCGUUUCACUCUGUAUCUUCAUAAAGAUGCUGUUCUUCUUGCCUCCCAGGAGGAAAGUGAGUGGGCAGUGAUUAAGCCCCUGCCAUCUUAUGGUCGAGGAAGGGAUACAGAUGGUGGAAGAUAUAUUAGUCUUAUAUUUGGCACUAAUCUCACCGAUGUCGUUAUAACAGGAGACAAUGGAACCAUUGAUGGUCAAGGUCAGGUCUGGUGGGAUAAGUUUCACAAGAAAGAGCUUACUUACACGCGUCCUUACCUGAUAGAAAUUAUGUUCUCUGAAAAUAUUCAAAUCUCCAAUCUAACUUUGAUCGACUCCCCUUCAUGGAAUAUUCAUCCUAUUUAUAGCAGCAAUAUAAUUAUUCAAGGCAUAACAAUCCUUGCACCAGUAAGAUCCCCAAACACUGAUGGGAUCAAUCCAGACUCUUGUACUAAUACUCGAAUUGAAGACUGUUACAUUGUUUCUGGAGACGACUGCGUUGCUGUUAAGAGUGGUUGGGAUGAGUACGGGAUUGCAUUUGGAAUGCCAACAAAACAGCUAGCAAUCAGGCGGCUAACUUGCAUUUCCCCAACAAGUGCAGUGAUUGCUUUAGGCAGUGAAAUGUCGGGUGGAAUUGAAGAUGUUCGGGCUGAAGACAUUUUAGCCAUUGAUUCAGAAUCCGGUGUUAGGAUCAAAACUGGUGUAGGAAGAGGCGCAUAUGUGAAAGAUAUAUAUGUCCGUGGAAUGACAUUGAAAACAAUGAAAUGGGCAUUUUGGAUGACAGGAGAUUAUGGUUCACACCCUGAUAAUAAUUAUGAUCCAAAUGCAAUUCCUGUGGUCGAAAACAUCAAUUACCGUGAUGUCAUUGCUGAGAAUGUGACCAUGGCAGCUAAGCUGGAUGGUAUUGCUGGUUAUCCAUUUACUGGAAUUUGUAUAUCGAAUGUUACCAUUGAAAUAGCCAAGUCCUCGAAAAAACUUGCAUGGAAUUGUACCAACAUUGCUGGAAUCUCAAGUUCUGUGACUCCGACGCCUUGUGCUCUAUUGGCAGAUCAGGGUCCAGGAAGCAUCUCAGCAUGUAACUUCCCAACAGAUAGCCUGCCGAUCGAUAAUGUUGAGAUGCAGAUGUGCUCUUACACAAUUGAACAACCAUGAGGUGGAAAUUAUCCUCGUGCGUUUGAUGCUCUGAUGAUACCAGUAGCUGUAUCAUGCUUAGAUUGUGAAAACAGAGAUCAUAACUUGUCAAAAUGUCAAAGGAAAUUCUUAAAAGUUUCGCCUAUAUAAAUGAUAUUAGUUUCAAUA